CAGGGGUGGACUGACAACUCAUGGGGCCUUCGUGCAAUAGGGGAUCAUGGGGCCCCUGUGUCCUUGCCCACAUUUAUAAAAAGCCUAUAAAAGGUACCAGGGGCAUCUCAUGGGGCCCCCUACUGACCCCGGGCCCUCAGGCAUUGCCCGAGUGCUCGAAUGGUCAGUCCACCCCUGGGUUCUAUGUACUGUGGAUUUUAAUCAGGCCUGUAACCCUGCUGUCACAGUUAAGCCACCAACAAACUGUAUUUCUAUAUGCAGGCCCCAAUUGUCUUGGAUAAUGUAAACAUGGAACUCCUCUA
Molecule: messenger RNA, 302 nt
Organism: Staurois parvus
Lineage: Eukaryota; Metazoa; Chordata; Amphibia; Anura; Ranidae
Source: the annotation of a GenBank genome assembly